UCAGCUUUAUCCGAGCCUUUGAGCCUCGAGAUGCACCAUGUCAUCUCCAGCGCCUCGACCGAAAUACUCCGAGAAGCCUCCGCAGGACAGAUGGGGGGAUGAACACGUCUGGACCAAAUCACUGGACAGAGUCAUGUGCUAUGCGGUGGUCAGCGUCACAUCGGUGGACGCCAAGUUGGGAGGCUUCCAAGUGCGGAUGGUGUGUCGCUGGGCCUUCCGUACCAGCAACGCCUAUAAAGAGACUGAGAUCAGUUACCGUGGAGUCCCUGGGCUUCGCAUUCCUGGCUUGCAGGUCACAGCACAAGAGAGCCGGAUCUGGAAAGAUCUGACCAAAACCACCGAUGCCACGAUUACUUGGAACGGAACCUCCAUUUUUCUUUUGGAUGGCUACAAGCCAUAUCAUUUGCAGGAUUUCCCCUUUGAUCGUCACAUCAUCAGCUUGAAGCAUUGCGACUUCGUUUGGCGGACAGAGAAAGAUGAUGACGACUUUUUCGAUUCAAUGCAAAUCGUUUGGUUGACCGUUGAGUCCAAAUCAAUUUUACCGGAGUGGAUUGCUGGGGAGUCCGACCUUAUGGCCAUCGCCCCCGUGCGGGAGAUGUUGGGUGCUGAAGUCUGUAGCAAGUUUUGGAUUGAUCUGCGGAUUGAGAGGGCCCACAAAUUCUAUGUGCGGCAAAUCUUCUUUGUGACUUACUUGAUCACAAUCGCAUCAUGCACACCGCUCUUCAUGCCUUUGGAAGACAUGGGCGAUCGGUUGAGCGUCUACGGUGGCGGUUUGUUGACCUUGGUGGCGUUCAAAUAUGGCGUCAUGGAUCAUCUUCCAAGUGUUCCAUAUCCCACCUUCACCGACAACUUCUUGAUGUGGCAGAUCGUGACCAUCGUCUUCUCGACCUUUGCAUCUUUGAUUCUGUGGCGAUUGCAUUCGCAAGUCAAGAACCCGGAUGUCAUUGAUUGGAUUGAGAACGGAAUAUUCUUUGCUGUGGUGCUGGGCUGGUCAAUUAUGUUUGGAAUUGUUGCAUGCUGUAAGCCGUCUCGCCGAAAAACCUGGGAGAGUGUGAAGAAGCAAGUGGACAAAGACGAUCCUUCUCAGCCGGUGGAACAGUUGCCCGUUGGAUUCUCCCACGGUGACAUCAUCGGCAACCGCACGGAAGACGCCAAGCUGCUUCCAAUCUCCGAGAGAUCUGAAUCACCAGGGCAUUUCUGAGCUGGACAAUGCGGAAGAUGGCACCAUGAGUAUUCAAUAGAGACACAAAAUCAUUUUGAUCUUGUCCUUUUUGUCCUUGUUGUC
Messenger RNA from Cladocopium goreaui, 1285 nucleotides. Lineage: Eukaryota; Dinophyceae; Suessiales; Symbiodiniaceae. The record is from the annotation of a GenBank genome assembly.